AUGUCGAACCGCCAACUCGCCCGCGACAUGCAAGUCGAGUUCCAAGCGCGCUUCCAAGCCAAGCAAGCGCGGCGCGAGGCCCAAAAAGCCGCCAAGCAAGACCCCAUCCUCAAGAAGCAGAUCCAGGAGCUCCUCAAAAAGGGCGAGACCCAAAAGGCCUACCAAAAGGCCAAGAUGCUCCUCAGCAAGCAGGCGCUCGCCUCGCAAAUGGACCAGGUCGCCGACAUGGCGGAGCUGAGCGCCACCCAGAUCCAGGCCAACAAUGCCAUGAACCGCAUGACGCACAUGAUGGCCCAGUCGUCCAAGGUGAUGACUGCCGCGCAGAAGAAUGCCACCCCCGCAAAGAGCCUCGGCGUUCUCGAAAACUUCAAGGAACAAAACGAAGAAUACGCCAUGACGAACAGCAUCUACCAGGACGCUUUUGCGCAGUCCACCUCGGCGCAGGUGCCCGAGGACGCGGUCCACGAACUCCUCGGCAAGCUGGCUGACGAUGCGGGCAUCGAGCUCAACCAGCAGCUGAAUGAGGCGACGCCCGCCGAAGCUGAGCCGGCGACCGAGGUCACGCCCGAGGACGAGGAUAAACUGCAGCAGAGACUGAGGGCUUUGCGGGCCUAA
Metarhizium robertsii ARSEF 23 is the source of this 615-nucleotide messenger RNA. RefSeq names its product vacuolar protein-sorting-associated protein 46. Gene Ontology annotation, cellular component: ESCRT III complex; multivesicular body. NCBI's taxonomy places the organism in Eukaryota, Fungi, Ascomycota, Sordariomycetes, Hypocreales, Clavicipitaceae. Gene Ontology annotation, biological process: late endosome to vacuole transport; protein transport; endosome transport via multivesicular body sorting pathway. The transcript has 2 exons. Bases 1 to 615 code for a protein of 204 amino acids. The record is from RefSeq and is a predicted model, not a curated record.